This is a messenger RNA of Impatiens glandulifera, 869 nucleotides long. Its product is annotated as ubiquitin-conjugating enzyme E2 5-like. Bases 84 to 638 code for a protein of 184 amino acids. Gene Ontology annotation, cellular component: nucleus. The record is from RefSeq and is a predicted model, not a curated record. NCBI's taxonomy places the organism in Eukaryota, Viridiplantae, Streptophyta, Magnoliopsida, Ericales, Balsaminaceae. Gene Ontology annotation, biological process: protein polyubiquitination; ubiquitin-dependent protein catabolic process. Gene Ontology annotation, molecular function: ubiquitin conjugating enzyme activity. The transcript has 6 exons.
AGCUUCACUUAUUGAAAGCCUAAACCAAUUUAGCCAAUCUCUCUCCUCUCUCUCAUUCUCUCUCUCUCUCUCACCGAGAAAUCAUGUCUUCUCCGAGCAAGCGUAGAGAAAUGGACUUGAUGAAACUGAUGAUGAGUGAUUACAAAGUAGAGAUGAUCAACGAUGGAAUACAAGCAUUUUACGUAUACUUCAAUGGACCUAAUGAGAGUCCUUACCAUGGUGGAGUAUGGAGGAUAAAAGUGGAACUUCCUGAUUCUUACCCAUAUAAAUCUCCUUCUAUAGGCUUUAUCAACAAGAUCUACCACCCAAAUGUUGAUGAGAUGUCAGGCUCAGUUUGUUUAGAUGUGAUCAACCAGACAUGGAGCCCAAUGUUUGAUUUGGUAAAUGUGUUUGAAGUGUUCCUUCCUCAACUUCUUCUGUACCCUAACCCGUCUGAUCCUUUGAACGGGGAGGCUGCUGCACUUAUGAUGCGUGACCGGGCUGCCUAUGACCGUCGAGUUAAAGAGUAUUGUGAGAAAUACGCAAAGCCAGAAGAUGCAGGAGCUGCAGGGAUAGAAGAAAAUUCGAGCGAUGAGGAGCUGAGUGAAGAUGAAUACGACUCUGCUGAUGAUGCUGUUGUUGGACCCGUGGAUCCAUAGCCUCUUUCUGCAAAUUUCUCGUAGAAAUGUGCUUUGUGUUAUUGUACAAUGUAUAUCAUGUUCUUCAUCAUCUUCUAGUUUAUGAUGUGUUAAAAAGAGAAAGAAGUAUUAAUUGGAGGAGAGGGGUGAAAAUCAUCUCAGACCCUUUUGUCAAAAUUAACCUCUUUCUCAUUGUAAAUAAAUGGAUCAAUCAAUGGUUAUGUUUUAAAUCAUCAUCUGUUUGUUCAAUUU